This is a messenger RNA of Cryptomeria japonica (Japanese cedar), 1424 nucleotides long. RefSeq names its product paired amphipathic helix protein Sin3-like 4. Lineage: Eukaryota; Viridiplantae; Streptophyta; Pinopsida; Cupressales; Cupressaceae. Gene Ontology annotation, biological process: negative regulation of transcription by RNA polymerase II. The transcript has 6 exons. Gene Ontology annotation, molecular function: transcription corepressor activity. Gene Ontology annotation, cellular component: histone deacetylase complex; chromatin. Bases 309 to 1337 code for a protein of 342 amino acids. The record is from RefSeq and is a predicted model, not a curated record.
GUUUUGUUAAAAUGGAUGUUAUCAGAUGUACGAGAUGCCUGUUUUAUCGGUUGGAUAGCCGCGCAUUACUGCACUUCACGUUAGUUCUAGUCUCAGCUUUUUGUCCCUCAAACUUGUAACGGCUAAAAUGAGCAUUUCGCGGGUAACUUCAGAUUAGUUAUUAUUAGCGCAGAUUUAAAACCAAUCACAACUUACUCGACUCCGCGGGAGAAAAAUAAUUAUAUAAUCGGAUUUUAUCGCCCAUUUUUCAUCAUUUCUUGUGCGGGUUUGAAUUCAAGGGAGAAAUUAUAGAUUUUGAAGCUUAUAUAAUGAAGAGAGCAGCGGAGAAGGAAAGAUCAGAGAUUCGGGGACCAAAACGUUGUAGGUUCGCCGAAGGUUAUGAAGAGAUGCCUUUGCCAACAGAGAUAGACGCACAAUCAUAUCUGAUUUCAGUAAAAGAGCAUUUCAAAGAUGAUAUGGGAAAAUUCGCAGAGUUUAUUCAAAUCCUCGAUGAUUUUAGGUCAAAGACAUGUGAUGCGAUCAAGGUUAUUGCCAGAUUGAAACAGCUCGUUAAGAGCCAUGAACUUCUUUUAGGUUUCAAUAAAUUUCUCCCAAAAGGCUUCGAAAUCUUGCUCCCUUCCGAAGAUUUUCUACGAGACGGACACAAGGAUCAACAUCACAAAUCAAGGGCUAUGUUGGGUAGCAAUGCUUUGCCAGCUUCAAACAAUGAGAAAAUCACAUACAAACCCAAAUCAGAGAUGGACCUUUCUCAUUUGGAACAGUGUACUCCUAGAUACCGUUUGAUACCACAGAAUUUCCUGAAACCCGUUGCCAGCUGUUCAACUGAUCUUGACGCAGAGGUAUUGAAUGAUAUUUGUGUAUCAGUAGCAUCUGGUACAGAGGAUUACCGAAGAAAAAGGCAAUUUAACACUUAUGAGCAGGCUAUUCUCAAUUGUGAGGAUGACAGAUUUGAGUUGGACAUGCUCAUAAAAAAUUUAGAAGCUGCAAUUGAGCGUGUACAUGAGUUACUGGAAAAGCAACAUGCUCAUUUCAGAAUUGAAGACCACCUGACAGCUAUGAAUUUAAGGUGCAUUGAGCUCAUUUAUGGAAAUUGCGGGCUUCGUAUAAUAGAUCUGCUGCUUGAAAAGCCAGAUCGCUGUUUACCAGUAAUUGUAAAACGUCUUCAACAGAAGCACGACGAAUGGGUCGAUUGUCGGACCAGAUUCAACAAAGGCUGGGCAGAUGUUUAUACAAAGUACUAUCAGAGAUCUCUUGACCACCAUAGCUCCCGCUUUAACCAAAGAGAUGCAAAAUGUUUGAGCCACUUGGAAAAUAUUAUGGAGGAUUGUUGUAUAUAAUAUUAAUUUCUGACUUGUGAAAACAAGAUUGAGGUUUUACUCAAUCGCUAUGUGCUUCUUGUUGGAAUAUUUAAUCUCUCAUUUGGC